UUAUUGGGCUCAAAGUCAAGCCUCAUCGCCUCUCUCUUUUUUUUGAAGCGGCUGAAAAGAAGGGCACGCCCUUUUGGACUAUCCCCGGGUAAUAGACGUUCAUGGUCUCUCUGCACUGCGUCUUCCUCUCGGCAAGCAAGCUGUCUGAAGUACUCCACUGGAAGUAGCUAUGCUACCCACUGGAGCUCGAGAUAAUCAACUCCGUGAGAGCAACAGCCAGAAGGUUCAUCCUCAACCCAUGGACGAGUCCAGGAGUCCGAACCCAGAAGCCAUAGAAGCCAUCAUUUCUAAAAUAUUCACCAAUGUCUCCUCCUUGAAGUCUGCUUACAUACAGCUUCAAGCCGCUCAUACUCCGUAUGAUCCAGAUAAGAUCCAAGCUGCCGAUAAACUUGUGGUUUCAGAGCUGAAGAACCUGUCCGAACUCAAGCAUUCUUACCGGGAGAACAACCCUAAACCAGUGUGCAUCUCGCCUCAGGACUCUCGCUUAGCUGCUGAGAUCCAAGAACAGCAGAGCCUUCUGAAGACGUAUGAGGUAAUGGUCAAGAAGUUCCAGUCGGAAAUUCAUAAUAAGGACUCAGAGCUUAAUCUAUUGCAGCAGCAAAUUGAAGAAGCAGAUGUGAAGAAGGCAAAACUUGAAAAGAAUCUUAAGCUUAGGGGCUUGUCAAGCAAAGAAUCGGAUGAUUUAGGGCAUGAGAAUGGAUUCUUCCCUGUUGAUCUUACCCCUGAUCUGUUCAUCUCAACUGUUGAAGCCACUUACCAAGCCAUUCAUGACUUCUCAAAGCCCUUGAUCAAUAUGAUGAAAGCGGCUGGUUGGGACCUUGAUGCUGCUGCUAUUUCCAUUGAACCUGACGUUGUUUAUGCAAAGCGUGCUCACAAGAAGUAUGCAUUUGAGUCCCAUAUAUGUCAAAGAAUGUUCGGUGCUUUUCAAGAGGAAAGCUUUGGAAUAGAGUCGGAUACUCUUGCUGUAAAUAAAGAAAGCUUUUUCCAUCAAUUCUUGGCCUUGAAGGAGAUGGAUCCAUUGGACAUGUUAGGCCAGAACCCAGACUCGAUCUUUGGGAAAUUUUGUCGGAGCAAGUAUCUUUUGGUUGUUCACCCCAAGAUGGAGGCUUCAUUCUUUGGGAACUUGGAUCAGCGGAAUUUUGUAACUGGUGGUGGGCAUCCUCGGACUCCAUUCUAUCAAGUAUUUCUAAAACUGGCGAAGUCGAUAUGGCUUUUGCAUAGGCUGGCUUAUUCUUUUGAUCCUAGCAUCAAAGUUUUCCAGGUCAAGAGUGGGAGCGAGUACUCUGAGGUUUAUAUGGAAAGUGUGGUGAAGAAUUGGGUGACGAUUGAGGGUGACGAAAAACCUAAGGUUGGUUUGAUGGUCAUGCCAGGUUUUUUGAUUGAUGGCGAUGUAGUCCAGAGUAAAGUCUACCUCUCGGGUGUGAAGGUUGUUGAGUAGUUGCCAAUUGCAUGGUUUGUCCAUUUUUCUGGGAUGUGUAUAUUUCUGUCUCCACCGUGUGUUGUUUAGGGGUUGUGGUUGCUGUUGUAUCUGUGUCCUCUUUAACUGCCAAGUGUAGUUGCAAGUUCAAUGAAAUCUCUCUUUCUAUCUCUUUCUCUUAAUGGAUGAUUGUUACCAGUUCUGCA
This is a messenger RNA of Eucalyptus grandis, 1623 nucleotides long. RefSeq lists its product as hypothetical. The transcript has 2 exons. Gene Ontology annotation, biological process: negative gravitropism; response to red or far red light. Bases 170 to 1438 code for a protein of 422 amino acids. Lineage: Eukaryota; Viridiplantae; Streptophyta; Magnoliopsida; Myrtales; Myrtaceae. The record is from RefSeq and is a predicted model, not a curated record.